Molecule: messenger RNA, 1545 nt
Organism: Camellia sinensis
Lineage: Eukaryota; Viridiplantae; Streptophyta; Magnoliopsida; Ericales; Theaceae
Source: RefSeq, a predicted model, not a curated record
AUGGCCCCAGCGGAAGUUAAAAGGGAAGGUGAUGAUUAUGACAUUCCAAAUGAAGCAGAUGACAUUCAUUUGAUGAAUGAAAGUCGGGCAGAACCUGAUCAUGGUUGCGAAGCUGGUCCGAGCAAUGAAGAAGCAACCAACAUGAACGUUGAAGAUGGCGGAGCCGAUGUGAAAAAAGAAAUGGUUGACGAUGCUCAUCGCAAUGACAUUGUUGGUCAGAGAUUACCAAAAUACUUGGACCGUGUUGCUGAGAAGAGUACAGCUCCCAAGGCACUAACAAGAGUAGGUUGCAAAGCCCAAUUUCACAUACGGUACGAUGCGGAUGCUGGUGAAGGGGGAAAGUAUGUUGUGACUCACUUCGUCGCAGACCACAACCAUGAAUUGGAAGAACAACACUGUGUGAUGUAUCUGAGGUCACAUCGCAGUUUAAACAGCGCUGACAAAGCUCAAGCAAUGGCUAUGCGCAAUGUCGGUGUGAAGACUAGCCAAAUCAUGGACUAUAUGGAAAAUCAGUCCGGGUCUUAUGAGAAUGUUGGUUUCAUCCGUACGGAUCUGCACAACCAUAUUCAAGCCGAACGUAGAGUAGAAGUUGAGGAUAGUGAUGCGCAGGGCGCGUUGGUUUACCUAUGCGCAAAACUUGAUGUUGAUGCACCUAAUGAGACAAUUGAGACAUACACAUGGGUUUUGGAAACAUUUAUGGAGGCGAUGGGCAAUAAAGCACCUGUGUCCGUACUGACAGAUGGGGAUAAGUCGAUGCGAGAGGCAAUCAGAAGAGUAUUUCCAGAUGCAAGACAUCGAUUAUGUAAUUGGCAUCUUGGGAAAAAUGCUGUUUCAAAUGUUCACAUAAGUGGCUUUGCACAUGCUUUCAAGCAGUGCAUGGACAUGAAUUGGCAUCUUGGGAAAAAUGCUAUUUCAAAUGUUCACAUAAGUGGCUUUGCACAUGCUUUCAAGCAGUGCAUGGACAUGGAAACGGAUAAGACAAAGUUUGAGCGUGGCUGGACGACAAUGGUCGAAAAAUUUGGACUUCAAACCAACAGUUGGGUGUUGGAGACAUAUGAGAAGCGUCAUAUGUGGGCUGAGGCAUAUAUGCGUAGACAUUUCUUUGCUGGGAUGAAGAGCACUCAGCGCUCAGAGUGUAUGAAUGCUUAUUUCAACCCCUUCCUCCAACACAAAUUGAAGCUAUAUGAAUUUGUUAGGCACUAUGAUCGGGCUCUUGCAAGGAUAAGGUAUAACGAGGCUGGAGAUGAUGCUGAAACAAAUAACAAUUUUCCGGUUCGGUUUAGUCGAACAGUGGGUACUAACUCAGAUGCAGAUACACCCCACAUAACUGACCGUGAGUACAAUGCGGAGUCAUUGCCCGUUUGCUGCAAAAUUGGGUUGGUGGAUCCAAGUACACCGCACAUUAAGCAACGGCGACUAUUUUUCGAUGUUUCUCCUAAUUCCAAGCAGCCUGUGGGCCAAUACGGUAGUGUUGAAGCAGCAGUGUGGAAAAAUGAUUCGAACACAAUUGAUGAGGUGAAUCAGGUAGACAGUACUAGCUAUUGA